This is a messenger RNA of Anneissia japonica, 7721 nucleotides long. Its product is annotated as mucin-like protein. Gene Ontology annotation, molecular function: calcium ion binding. Gene Ontology annotation, biological process: cell-matrix adhesion. The transcript is spliced from 39 exons. Bases 60 to 6128 code for a protein of 2022 amino acids. NCBI's taxonomy places the organism in Eukaryota, Metazoa, Echinodermata, Crinoidea, Comatulida, Comatulidae. The record is from RefSeq and is a predicted model, not a curated record.
GUACUCUAUUAUCCGCUAUUAUCUAGGAAUUUUUUGAAUCGAAUUUGGAGGACUCGGAGAUGAUUAAUGCGGUUGCAGAGGAUAUAAACAACUCACCUCAGGCUAUUAAUAAUCAUAACUUUCGACCAACUUGGAUGCUGAUUGCUACCUGGUCAGAUAUACAUCAAAGGCCAUACGAAAACAAUACACAACAGACCAACACAUUCCAAGGCGUCCUAGCUACAGAUGGCACAUACAGUUUUGUUCUGUUUAAUUACGAAAAUGAUGGCAUGAAAUGGAAUGGGAAUACCGAGAGUCCAGCGGAUGCUUUAAUUGGAUUCAACGCAAACGCAAACAGUGACUUUACAUUGAUACUUAAUCCAAAUGGGACUGAUUCAUUCACUCUAACCAGGCCAUCGCCAAUAACGAUUUUUGAACAGUACCGACCAAACAAAUUCAUUGGAAACAGUGGUCAGUUAGGCAGAUGGAUAUUUAGACUGGAAGAAAACACUGAGACAACUGUUAAUCCACUUCAGAGAUGUACUGACUGGUAUAAAAGGGAGCCCGCUGCAGACACUUGGGUUUCGCAGCGUCUAACGACGUGUCCGUGUACUUUCUGGCAAGCACGUGUAGACGGCCGUUUUACGUGGGCCCCAUCAAUUUCAUUGCAUAACUUUGGAAGGGGACGCGGCAAUGACGUUGAUUCAUUUCUGACUGCUAAUAAUUACGACCCAGAUUACCUACAAAGAGUACUCUCUUCAACAGUAUUGCCAGUGAGAUGUUUUCAGUCCGUCAUUCCUCGUAACAACGCUGGCGUAAGAUGUUGCUACUACGGCAAUCAAUUGCUUGAAGGGUAUUUCGAAGUUCUAGCUAGUAGUUUUGCUCUACGGACACAAUUUCAAUUCGGAAGAUGGGGAAUUAUACAGAAUUACUACGAGUACCUGCUCGAUGACCUAUUUCCAAGAUAUGAAUGUUGUACAGCUUCUAACGACCCUAGUUACUGUAAUCUAUACUACGAAAAGCGCCCUCCUGCAUCUUGUACUAAUUAUAGACCACCAAAAACAAGUUGGUUCUGGGGCGAUCCUCAUCUGACAACAUCUGAUAAUUACGCGUAUACCUUCAAUGGAAAGGGAGAGUACAUUUGUUCUACUCUUGAUGAUGGUUCAUUCACGCUGAUUGGCCGAAUGUCAGACCCGCUAAGUGGCCCGAUACUGGCCACAAUAUUUUCGGCAUUUGCUGCAUCUUAUUCUCUGGAGAUUGAAACAGUGGUUCAGUUUACAAUGUGGGAGAAUGGUACAGGUUUCAGUAUUCUUGUUAAUGGUACCGAGGAAGUCAGAGUAAAUGAUCUAAUGGACGGAGAUUAUUUCAACGUUAAUGAUCCUUCGUUUUCGUUGUUCAUAAGCAUGGAGAAUUUUACCAGUGGUAGUGACCGUGUGUUUGCAUCUUGGUCUUCAGGAAUAAACAUUGGGGUUGCUGUUACUGAAAAAAUGUUGGAUGUUGUACUGCAGUAUCCACAAACAUACCUGGGUCGGACAAAAGGCUUAUUCGGUAUAUGGAAUGGUAAUAUAAGUGACGACGUUUGCUACCGUAAUGGAAGCUUAUGUUUAAAUCCAAGUCAAAAUCUAACAGAGCGACAACUUUUUGAUGUUGGAAACAGUUGGAGAGUUCGAGAAGAUGAAUCUUUUUUUACAUACACUCCCGGAAAUACCUACAGCGACAUUAACGACUUACAAUUUGUACCAAUGUUUACCGACGAACUGAUAAGUGAAGCCGACAAUGAAUUUUUACAAAACGUCCAGGAAGCUUGUGGAACGAGUAAAGAAUGUCUUUACGACGCAUUGGUAACGAAAAACAUAGCUAUUGGUAUCAGCACCAAAGAAACAAACGAUGUUUUCGAAGAAGACGAAAUGAUAUUAGGGCUGUUUCCACCGAAUAUUACUGACAUUCUGGACAUGAGCCCUAUUCCGGUACUCAACGGCUCUCGACAGAUAUUUGUGAAGUUGGGUGAUCCAGUUCUUCUUAAAGUGGUUGCAACUGCUGCUGACUCAACUUCCUCACUGACAUAUUCGCUAGGAACGGAUAUAAAGGGUGCUUCCAUAAACUCGAAUGGCGAAUUUACUUGGACACCCAACAACACAGAUAUUGUCACUGUCAACCUGGUUGUCUCCGAUGGUACUCUUUCUUCUAGCAUUAUCCUGGAAGUUCGACUUUGUCCAUGUGUAAAUGGUGAAUGCGACUACAACGCCUUACUCAACGGAUUUGACAUUGUGGACGAUAUGUUUUCUCUCGUAAAAUGUAUCUGCCCAAAAGCAUGGUCAGGUAUUGACUGCUCCGAAGAUUACGAUGCCUGUCUCGAUGAUCCCUGCCAUCCAGGUGUCACUUGUAGAGAUAAUGAAGCCCCCGAAGAAGGAAACACUUGUGGCUUAUGCCCUUCUGGUCUUAUUGGAGAUGGUUUCAAAUGCUAUGAUUAUGAUGAAUGUGCUACAAUGAUUGACAGAGACGAUACUCAGCCAUUCUGUGAACACGAAGAGUUGUGCACAAACACACUUGGAAGCUAUAUAUGUUCUUGUCGUCCUGGUUUUGUCUUGCACCCAAACGGAAAACACUGCCUUGAAAUUAACGAGUGUGAUCAGCAAAUAGAUAACUGCGACAUUAACGCAGUAUGCAAUAAUACCGUUGGAUCAUUCACUUGUACCUGUAAUGAAGGCUUUAGCGGGGACGGCACACAGUGUACAGACGUUAAUGAGUGUUCUUUAUCAAUUUGUGGUGCGAACACUGACUGUAUGAAUACUGUUGGUUCAUUCGUUUGUACAUGUCAGGAGGGAUUUAUUGAUGAUGGAUCCACGUGUAGAGAUGUGAACGAAUGUGAAUUACAAACGGAUAAUUGUCAACAAAUUUGUAUAAACACUGAUGGUUCCUACAUGUGUAACUGCUCUGAGGGUUUUCAUCUCGAUUCCAACCAAAUAAGUUGUACAGCUGUUCAAAUGUGUACGGAAGGCUCAUGUACCAAUGCAGACUGCUUUCUUGAUGGCCAGCCACAGUGCCUUUGUCUAAAUGGAUACGUGGAGGAUAUUACAGAUAACACAACAUGUAUAGACGUGGAUGAGUGUGAUAACAUCACUUUAAACCUUUGUGAUAUGAGGGUUGGAAGCUGUAACAACACACAAGGAGGUUACACAUGCUAUUGUGAUAUGGGAUAUGAGUUAGCAAAUGACCAAAGGACCUGUAUUGAUAUCGAUGAAUGUAUUAUCGGCAAUUGUUCAGUCAAUGCAGAUUGUGUCAACACUGAUGGUUCAUACGACUGCGAGUGUCAUUCGGGAUACAUUGCAAGUGGAAACGACUGUAUAGAUUUCAACGAGUGUCAGGACGAGUCUGAUGACUGCGACGACAAUGCAUCAUGCCUUAACACAGAAGGUUCGUAUGCUUGUUCUUGUAACAUAGGAUACGUCAGCCAAGAUGGAGGUAACGCACGAAACGGAAGCUGUGUUGACUACGACGAAUGCUUGUACAAGCUAGACAAUUGUGCAGAGGAUGCUAUAUGUAGCAAUACCAUUGGUUCAUUUGAUUGCACAUGCAACAGUGGCUAUUCAGGUGACGGAGUGAUGUGUCAAGACAUCAAUGAGUGUAUGGAAGAUUCUAACAUCUGUCCUGAGAAUGAAAACAGACAAUGCAUCAACUUGCUUGGCACCUACGAUUGUCCAUGUAAUGACAACACGUUCAACGAAAGUGGAAAUUGCGUUGCUAUUAAGGCAAUUAUGCUGCGAGUUGUUUUUACUGAUUUGCUUGGUUGGGUGGUUGAUGAUUAUUACCACCUACUUGACUUGGAACAAGCCAUGAUAGACAUUGCUAACGACAUGAAUGCAUACUUUGAAGGUACAGAGUUGUCAGCGAGUUUCUUAGAAACUGUUACCAAUAGCUUCACAAAUAUAUCCGGCGGUGCUGAGACAAUUUUUACUGUAAAGUUCCGUCAGGGAUCUGAUAUUAGUGAAGAGAGAUUACUGCGAGUUUUCUUGGCAAAUUUGGAAGGAAGAAAUAAAGACUUUGUUGAGCCAAACAAUAGAGUUUCACUAGCAGAGACGGCAUCUAUACUUCCUGUUGACCCAUGUGAAGCUAAUACCGACAACUGUUCCGAGAGAUUUUUUACCACUUGUGUUUACAUUGAGAAUGGCAACUACGAGUGUCAUACAUGUAGUGACGGAUAUGAGCUUACAAAUAACAACGACACUUGCAUAGAUAUUGACGAAUGCGAAACCAAUACUGAUGACUGCGAUGUUUCAAUUGAACAGUGUAUAAACGUGAAUGGAAGCUUUUCCUGCCUGUGUCAACCUGGCUAUAGUCGCGACAGUAAUCCCACAUGUACAGAUAUAGACGAGUGUGAUGACUCCCCAUGUUCCAAUGCUAGUGAAGUUUGCAUUAAUGUGAUGGGAAGUUAUAGGUGCGACUGCCAAUCUGGUUACAUCAGUGUUGAUGGAUUAUGUGAAGAUAUUGACGAAUGCGCAGGCAAUACUAAUGAUUGUAGCGUAUCAAGUGAACAGUGCAUAAACGUAAACGGAAGUUAUGUCUGCGAAUGUCAACCUGGCUACAGCCGCAACACAACUGACAUAUGCACAGACAUAAACGAAUGUGAUGACUUACCGUGUACCGGCGCUAAUGAGGUUUGCACUAAUCUGAUCGGAAGUUAUAGAUGUGACUGCCUUUCGGGUUAUACCAGUGUUGAUGGAAAUUGUGAAGAUAUAGACGAGUGUGAUGACUCCCCAUGUUCCAAUGCUAGUGAAGUUUGCAUUAAUGUGAUGGGAAGUUAUAGGUGCGACUGCCAAUCCGGUUACAUCAGUGUUGAUGAAUUAUGUGAAGACAUAAACGAGUGCGAUGACUUACCGUGUACCGGCGCUAAUGAGGUUUGCACUAAUCUGAUCGGAAGUUAUAGAUGUGACUGCCUUUCGGGUUAUACCAGUGUUGAUGGAAACUGUGAAGAUAUUAAUGAGUGUGCGAUCUCUUCCUCAAUAUGCAACGGUCAGGGCGAGGUGUGUACAAAUUUACAAGGAAGUUAUGUUUGCGAAUGUGAGCCAACUUUAGUGCGUGUCAAUGGCAUCUGUUCAGUUGGCCGGAGGUUAAGAGGACAGAUACGCAUUAUUGAAGUCAACAAAUCGGCAGAACUUGCAGAUUGGGAUCCGGCCCUGCUUGAUAAAACUAGUGACAAGUACCGGAACUACGCUACACAUAUAUGCAUCAUUGUUAGUGGUAUAUAUGCUGAAUCUUUGCAAACUACAAGCACAUUCUAUGAGUGCAGCAUUAUUGGAUUCAGAGAGGGCAGUAUCAUUGCUGUUUACGAGAUUCUGUUUUAUGUUAAUUCAACUGAUACGGCAGAAAUGAUUCUUAGUAUACUGCUCAACAAAACAGAUUUUGAAGACAGACUGUACUCCACUGACAACGCAAUAAGUGUUCGCAUUGAUCCGAGUGAGACCAGUGUUCAAGAGUUCCCUAUAGUCUGUGAAGACGACUAUUGCAAGAAUGGUGGUGUUUGCGAAAUAGACGAUUUAUAUGAUCCAUCAUGCAGUUGCUUAGACGGCUACAGUGGAGAUAUGUGUGAAAUAAAAAUUACAGAUAGUGGCAGUGACACAAUUCUGUGGGUCUUAGUAGUGGUAUUUGGAAGUAUUUUAUUCCUCGUGGUGCUUCUGGCUUCUUGUCUAUGCCUAUUGUUCCUUUUGAAGCGACGAAAAAGAGGACAGCAGCAAAAAGACACCCAGCCCUGGCCGAGUAGCAUUCGUUAUCCCGCGGUCAUCUGGAACCCGACCAGGAACAUAAGUACGCAGAAUGAUUCUAAUAGCUCAUCAGAAGAAGUAAUGGACGAACGUGAAAAUGGUCACAUGGCUCAUGUAGCUCGGGCUAUUAAUGCCAUGUCUAGUCGCCUUGAUAAUCUGAGGCCUGAUAUGUAUAACGAUGACACAUCUAGUAGUAGUCAGUUCAUCAGACCAUUCGUUGUCACCGGAACGGAGGCCGCUGAACAACAUGGUAUCUAUGAUUAUCAUGUGCCGUUUAGCUAUUUAGACAAUUCUCGUGCAAGUCCAUUUGAUGGGUUACCGAAUCGUGGGUUUAGAACAAAUGACCUCAUAAACGAAGAUUUGGGUGAUGAUUCUGUCAGUUAUUACUAAGCCUAAAUUAAAUGAGUUUUAGUCCAGUCACGGUUGUGCGAUUUAAGCUCUAUACAGUAUAACAACGAACAAUUAAAAUAUGCAAUUCACUCCCACCGGGCAUAUGGAACCUUUUGACUUGAAGACAACACGAUCAUAUGACUGAAUUGAAGAAACUGUCUACUCUGCCAUCAAGCGAUAUUGAAAGGAAAGAAUAGCUGUUAUGCAGUACUUUCUAUCUUUGUGCAAUGGUUGUUGUGUGCUGCAGAAUCAGACACGAUUAAUAUACGUUAAUAAGUAAUAGUCGCUGAAGUAGUUUUGUCGUGAGACUGAACCAAAACUGAAAUACAGUCAACUGAUCAAUAGUUAGGAGACUCCACCCAUUUUUUUUAACGUAAUAAGGUACAAGAUUGUGUCCCAAUAUUAUAACUUAAUGGAUAACAAUGUGUUUGCAAUAGGCCAUGAUGUAAACAGUUAUUUAUUUUUCACAAUUUUUCAUUAUGUUUUUGCAGUUGAGUUGUGACUGGCUGUUGCAACUACCACAUUGCUGAAAAAUUGUUGUCUAGUAUUACUUUAUUUAAAUGGUACAAAUUCUUUUGACUAACUUUGAAAAUAUCUGAUAAAAACGAUAGCCCUAUUAGAUGCUGUAUAAAAAUAUAAGAAAAACCUUUAUCCAAAACAAAUUGCUUUAUCAUAUUUCUAUUAAGGCUCGACAGCAUUUUACAUAUUUAUGAUUUUUUAGUUCAGUAAAAAUGUUAAGUAUACAAUCAUUACUUGCUCCUAUAUCCCAACUAGACUGUACAUGUAUUUCCAGUUCUGAAAUAGUCUGUCCUUAGUGUCAUGGCCAUUUGGUCUACCUUUCCACAUAAAUAAAGGUCUAUAAUUUUAUAUAAUUUACUCAUAAAUUCAGAAUUUUUACCAAUCAUUUCAAUGUAUUGAAAUUAUAAAUUAUUGUAAUUAAUUUUAAAUAAUAUUAUUUAGUAGUUUUUAAUAGUUAAAGAUCUGUAUGCCUAUUGAAUCACAUUUUGCAUUUAUCAGGAUUCCCAAAUUGUUAUAAUUUUUAUAUGCUACUCGAUACUGUUCAUCUAAGUAAAAUAAAUUUAAUUUUAUAGACCUAAUAAUGAUAUUUAAAAUAUUUAAAAACAUUAAUUAAUUACUGUUGAAAUCAGUACUUCAUAUAUGCCUUGAAUAUAAUUUUUAUAAUACGAAUCAAUAUCUUUUAAUAAUAGAAAACAAUUAAUAAUUGAUUUAGAUUAAACGAUUAGUAUUGCUAUUUAUUUUUAUACUAAAAAUAUACAUUUGCUAUUCUACUGUGUAUUUUAAACAUUAUCAUUAUGAUUAUUAUAAGUAUUAUUUGUUAUAAACGCAAAGUUUAUGUAUGGUACAUUUGUAUAGAUAUGGGACAAACAAAUUAUUUAUUUUCAAUAGUUAGUCAUCUUUGACUUUCGGUGAUGUAUUCAUGUAUUGCCUGAAGUGUUAUGUAGGCAGUAUUGAUGGUAAUAUGUAUACCGUUUAAACAGAUUUAAUAUUUAUUACAAUUUCCAUUUUAUGCGAUAUAUUGUAGAGGAAAGCAAAAAUAGAUUAUUUAUUAAACUUUUGUACUGAUAACGGAAA